AUGGGGAGGGUGGUGCUUAUGGCAAUCUUGGCAAUGCUUAUCACCGUCUGGGUGAUUUCAAAAAAAAGCCAUAGAGUACCACAACCUAGAUCUUAAAAUAGCUAAAGAAGUAGGAGACAAGCAUGGGAGGGUAACGCUUAUGGCAAUCUUGGCAAUGCUUAUCUUAGUCUGGGUGAUUUAAAAAAAAAGCCAUAGAGUACCACAACCUACAUCUUAAAAUAGCUAAAGAAGUAGGAGACAAGCAUGGGGAGGGUAACGCUUAUGGCAAUCUUGGCAAUGCUUAUGACCGUCUGGGUGAUUUCAAAAAAGCCAUAGAGUACCACAACCUACAUCUUAAAAUAGCUAAAGAAGUAGGAGACAAGCAUGGGGAGGGUAACGCUUAUGGCAAUCUUGGCAAUGCUUAUCACCGUCUGGGUGAUUUAAAAAAAGCCAUAGAGUACCACAACCUAAUUCUUAAAAUCGCUAGAGAAGCAGGAGACAAGCAUGGGGAGGGUAACACUUGUGGCAAUCUUGGCAAUGCUUAUCUUAGUCUGGGUGAUUUAAAAAAAGCCAUAGAGUACCACAACCUACAUCUUAAAAUAGCUAAAGAAGUAGGAGACAAGCAUGGGGAGGGUAACGCUUAUGGCAAUCUUGGCAAUGCUUAUGACCGUCUGGAUGAUUUCAAAAAAGCCAUAGAGUACCACAACCUACAUCUUAUAAUAGCUAAAGAAGUAGGAGACAAAUCCUCGGAGGCAAUGGCCUACUGUUCACUAGGAUUGGUUUUUGAGUUACAAGGUAGACUGCCAAAAGCCGUUGAACAUUACCAAGCUAGCAUAAACUUAUUCAAUUCCUUGAGAGUACUUCUAAUAUCUAAAGAUGAGUGGAAAGUUAAUUUUCGAAAUCAGCAUCAAGUUGCGUAUACGGGUUUGUGGAGAGUUCUCGUAGAACAAGGUAAUGUAGAUGAAGCCUUAUUUGUUGCUGAGAAAGGACGAGCUCAAGCUCUGACCGACCUCAUGGAAUCCAGUUUUUUUGUGGUGGAACAAGUCACCACAAGGGAGAAGAUGAAGAUUGCGCAGUUUUAAAAAACGUUCCAUCGAACACUGUCUUUCAGGCAGUGGACAAAGCUAACGUCAAUCUUUGGGUUGUGUCCGAAGGAAAACAAGUUCAGUUAAGACAAAGUAAACUCAAAGGUUUUGUUUCAGAGAAUAGUGGAUCUAGCCUGUCCUUUGAGGCGUUCAUGCUCGGUGUCUAUACACAACUUGGUGUUCGUUCUAAUGUGAGAUGCGAGAAUCGAUCUUUAGAUGCUUUGAGGGAGGGCCGUUCGAAAGUGGAUGAGAAAACCAAAGAAGCCAAGCCUCAACCUCACAUCCAACAAGACGGAUGCUUGAGCACUUUGUAUGAUAUCGUUAUGAAGCCGGUGGCUGACUUGAUUGAAGGGGAUGAGCUACUCAUUAUUCCUGAUGGACCCCUGUGGAUCGCUCCUUACGCUGCAUUGAAGGAUGGUAAUUCUAAAUACCUGUGUGAAUCGUUCACAAUCCGAGUCGCUCCAUCGUUAGCAAGUCUUAGACUCAUUGCCGAUUGCCCAGAUGAUUAUCACAAAAGCAGUGGUGCGUUACUUGUAGGAGAUCCGUGGGUAUCCGAGGUUACUAACAGCGAGGGAAAGAAAGUCUUCGAGCAGCUUGAGUAUGCUAAAAAAGAAGUAGAAAUGAUCGGAAACAUUCUGAAUAUCACGCCGAUCACUGGAAGUCAGGCCACGAAACGUGAGGUGUUGAAGAGACUCAGUUCCGUUUCCCUAGUUCACUUUGCGGCACACGGAUGUAUGGAAACUGGCGAAAUUGCUCUUACACCUGACCCAGACCGAAUAUCUACUGUGCCAACGGAGGAGGAUUACAUUUUAACAAUUGGAGAUGUGUUGAAUGCUCAACUUCGGGCCAAACUUGUUGUGCUUAGUUGCUGCCACAGCGGCCGGGGCGAGAUCAAGGCUGAAGGUGUGGUUGGCAUUGCGCGCGCUUUUUAUGGGGGCUGGUGCUCGGUCUAUUGUGGUGUCCCUGUGGGCGAUUGA
Messenger RNA from Pocillopora meandrina, 2041 nucleotides. The record is from the annotation of a GenBank genome assembly. NCBI's taxonomy places the organism in Eukaryota, Metazoa, Cnidaria, Anthozoa, Scleractinia, Pocilloporidae.